Molecule: messenger RNA, 918 nt
Organism: Cyclocybe aegerita
Lineage: Eukaryota; Fungi; Basidiomycota; Agaricomycetes; Agaricales; Hemipholiotaceae
Source: the annotation of a GenBank genome assembly
AUGUCGCCCUCCGCACCUUCUGCACCCUUUCGCCAGCAGCAACCAGUCCCCUCCAGAGCAAGAAUGACCUUGUUCAACACUAUCCGGACGUCGAUAUAUGCUACGGUGAUCCUCUUCACUGUCAUCUGCCUCGCGAUGGCUGGGCACUUCCAGUCAGUGCUGGCAGCUUCGGACCUCACCCGAUUUGUCCCCUUCGCCAUCUUCGUCUGCUCGGCGAGCCUCUUCAUUUUCGUGAUCCUUUUGUCUUUCAGCUUUUUCUUUGGGAAGAGGAACCCUAUAUCAACAAGAAUCGAGCUGGCUUGCCUGGGAUUGGCUAGUGUAUUUUGGCUUGUACUUGGUGCCUACCUUGCGACAUCGGAGGCCCAAUCUGCAGAUGUUGAGUGCUACGCUCCUGACAACGAGGAAAUCGUCGUGGACGAGGAAAUCGCGAACUUCCAGACCGACCAAUACCAAGCAAUGUAUCGUGUCUUGAUGUCUUUCUCCUUGAUGAAUGCAGCACUAGUCAUUUUCGCCUGCCUGGCUCUUCUCAUCCUGGCAAUCCGAAGACACCGAAAGGGUGACGAACACAUGUGGCACGGACCGGUUACCUCCUGCGCCUGGUUCAACAAUUAUGAGAACGCGAAACAGACACGAGGCAAGACAAGCAGCUCAAGCAUUCUUCCCAUCGCCAGCGCACAACUUGGUCAGCCCGUAUACACAGAGAAGCCGGAGCGGAAAGCAAGCGCACGACACGAACACGUUUCCACGAGAUACCAGUCGCGAAAUCCCUACACGAAACCGGCGAAGCAGUACACUCAAUCGCCUGGCCGGUACGUGCGGCAGGGUUCUGGCAACUCUUCACGUAAUGGAGCCACAGUUCCCGACCUCGAGAAUGGCGGCAUGCUCAACCCAUAUAGCCGGACUCGCGCCCAGCGAUGA